Messenger RNA from Penaeus vannamei (Pacific white shrimp), 1654 nucleotides. Lineage: Eukaryota; Metazoa; Arthropoda; Malacostraca; Decapoda; Penaeidae. The record is from RefSeq and is a predicted model, not a curated record.
ACACUGCAGCCAUGGAGGAAAGAUACUUAAGCGACCCCUGCCAUCAGUGUGACGUUUCCUACACUCUUUUUUGUAGGAUGUACGUGGACAAGCUGGCACAAAACUCGACCCACCCUCCUAAGCCUGGACUCAGGAUGUCCCUGCCACCCAAUUACCGGCAGGUGGCCAUGAUGGGGACCACCCCUGCUCCUGGACCCACUCCCACCACGACCUCAUCCUCCUCCACCUCUUCAGGGAACGGAGGCUCAGGGAGUUCGAAAGGCCGCCCUGCAGACCGACUGGCGCGCACCCCUAGCACCCCCUCCUCCUCCAAAGGAGUGGGUGAGGCCAACGUUCCCAGCCCCUUCACGACCCCACACCAUGGCAACCCAGCCUUUAACCCGCAGAAGAUGGGGACUGGGAAGGGGGUGAGUAAGCACAGCGGAGAGGGAAGGAUCCCAAAACCUCCCAAGGCCCCAGACAAGCCACUCAUGCCUUACAUGCGGUACUCACGGAAGGUUUGGGAUCAAGUGAAAGCUGCCAAUAAUGAUCUGAAACUUUGGGAGAUAGGCAAGAUUAUUGGGUCUAUGUGGCGAGACCUUCCCGAAGCCGACAAACAAGACUAUGUUGACGAGUAUGAGUCAGAGAAGCUUGAAUAUGAAAAGGCACUGAAAAGUUACCAUGCCUCGCCCAGCUAUCAGGCGUACUUGAAUGCCAAAACGAAAGGAACUAUAGCUACAGAAGAGAAGGAGAUCCUGGACCGGUCUUCCAGCACCACCACAGUCGGUUCUAAGCUUGACCGGCGCAUUGACAUUCAACCAGCUGAAGAUGAAGAUGACUAUGACGAUGGCUUGAGUGUGAAGCACGUUUCGCACUCCCGUUACAUCCGCAAUCACCGUCUCAUCAACGAGAUCUUUUCUGAUACAAUGGUCCCUGAUGUGCGCUCAGUUGUAACCAGUCAGAGGCUUACAGUGUUGCGUCGGCAGGUCCAGUCACUUACCAUGCAUCAGAAGAAACUGGAGACGGAGCUGCAGCGAAAGAUCCCCCUCAGGCAUGUUAUUUCCCCAAAGGCCACAGCCCCAAAGCUGGACGAGACCUCAUUUGCAUCUAUGGUUGAACGGCAAAAGGAAGUGCUGCGGCGGGAGGCAGAGGAGAGGCAACGCACAGCACAGGGCCUACCUUCACGUCCCCCUUCCACUUCCUCCUCCCAGGUGCAGCCUCAAAGCAAUGCAGCAACCAGAGAAGAUAGCAAUGAUGCAGCUGGCCCUGCACCUCAGAACACAGCCACACCAGUUGACGCAGCAGCUUCCCCUGCCCCCAUGCAGGAAAACGACAUGGGUGGUGAAGACGAGAACAAGAUGGAAGCCUCCACUGCUGUGACGUCUACUGCUGCUGCAACUGCACCAAAUGUUCCGGCUCCUACCACUACCACUGCUGCUGCUGUUCCUGCUGUCAAUGGCCCCACCUCUGCUGCUCCCUCUACUGCCCCUUCCCUUGCCCGUCUGCUGCAGCUGGGGGAUCCUCCUCCCAAAUGACCUCCACUCCGCCCACCUCAGCCCAGAACACAGCAGCUCACAGUGAUGCGAGCAGUGUCCCUCGGCCAGCCCCUUCGGUUGUCUCAUCUAAUCCUACUCCACUCCCUGGCACUCCCCAGGCUCCCCCUGUCUCUGGUGCA